Messenger RNA from Rhea pennata, 2810 nucleotides. RefSeq names its product G protein signaling modulator 2 (gene GPSM2). Bases 327 to 2318 code for a protein of 663 amino acids. NCBI's taxonomy places the organism in Eukaryota, Metazoa, Chordata, Aves, Rheiformes, Rheidae. The record is from RefSeq and is a predicted model, not a curated record. Gene Ontology annotation, cellular component: cell cortex. The transcript is spliced from 15 exons. Gene Ontology annotation, biological process: establishment of mitotic spindle orientation. Gene Ontology annotation, molecular function: G-protein alpha-subunit binding; GDP-dissociation inhibitor activity.
GCCCCGCCGCUGUCGCUCUGGAAACUGCCCCGGUGCUGGGGGGCGGCGGGCGGACCCCGACCUGCCGCGGCGGCGGCCUGGCCCCAAGAAACGCAGCUGAAUGGAGCUGAAAGGGCCACAGAUGCAAGAACUUGAACACGUUUCUGAAAGUUUGAGAUGUGUCUGACAGUGACUUCCUUACCUUACUAAUAAAGAAGAGUAUUUCAACCGGAACUUAGGACUUCUUGACUCCAACUUAUUAAUACACUAACUGGAACAGUUCUCCGUAGUAAAGUACUUACCCUGCUACAGAACAAUAUUAAUUUCACUACUGAUAAUGCAACUCAAUGGAGGAAAGUAAUGUUUUGAUAAGCAUGCGGGAAGAUCGUUCCUUUCAUGUUCGAUACAGGAUGGAGGCUUCCUGCCUAGAGCUGGCUUUGGAGGGUGAGCGCCUGUGUAAAGCAGGAGAUUGCCGAGCUGGUGUAUCUUUCUUUGAAGCAGCUGUUCAGGUCGGAACUGAAGAUUUAAAAACACUCAGUGCUAUUUACAGCCAGUUAGGCAAUGCCUACUUCUACUUGCAUGAAUAUGCAAAGGCCUUGGAAUACCAUCACCAUGAUUUAACUCUCGCAAGGACUAUUGGAGAUCUGCUGGGUGAAGCUAAAGCUAGUGGAAAUCUGGGCAACACCUUAAAGGUACUUGGGAAUUUUGAAGAAGCUAUUGUUUGCUGUCAGAGACAUCUGGAUAUUUCCAGAGAGCUUAACGAUAAGGUGGGAGAAGCAAGAGCACUUUAUAAUCUGGGAAACGUUUAUCACUCUAAAGGGAAAAAUGUAGCCUGUGCAGGGACUCAUGAUCCCGGGGAACUUCCAGAUGAUGUGAAAAAUGCAUUAGAAAAAGCUGCAAAUUAUUAUGAGGAAAACCUGACAAUAGUAACAGAGCUGGGUGAUAGAGCUGCGCAAGGACGUGCCUUUGGAAAUCUGGGAAAUACGCACUAUCUUCUGGGGAACUUCAGGAGUGCAGUUAUAGCCCACGAACAGCGUCUACUAAUUGCAAAAGAAUUUGGUGAUACCUCAGCUGAAAGAAGAGCAUACAGCAAUCUCGGAAAUGCCUACAUAUUCCUGGGUGAAUUUGAAACCGCUUCUGAAUACUACAAGAGGACGUUGCAGCUGGCUCGACAACUUAAAGACAGAGCUGUGGAAGCCCAGGCCUGCUACAGCCUUGGAAACACGUACACUUUGCUUCAGGACUAUGAAAAAGCAAUUGAUUAUCACUUGAAACACCUUGGGAUUGCUCAGGAAUUAAAUGAUAAAAUUGGCCAAGGAAGAGCAUGCUGGAGUUUAGGGAAUGCUUAUACUGCUCUGGGAAAUCAUGACCAAGCAAUGCAUUUUGCAGAAAGGCAUUUGGAGAUUUCAAGGGAGGUAGGAGACAGAAGUGGAGAACUCACUGCUAGACUUAAUCUCUCAGAUCUUCAAAUGGUUCUUGGAUUGAGCUAUAGCACAAAUAACUCCAUGAUGUCAGAAAACCACGUGGCUGACAACAGUUUGAAUGGUACCAGAACAAGAGUCGGACGCCGUCACAGUAUGGAAAACAUGGAACUUGUGAAAUUAACACCAGAAAAGGUUCAGAACUGGAACAGUGAGAUUCUUGCUAAACAGAAACCACUGGUUGCCAAACCUUCAGCAAAGCUGCAUUUUGUAAAUCGACUAAAAGGUAAAAAGUACAAAACCAGCACCUCUUCGAAAGUUUUGCAGGAUGCCAGUAAUUCUAUUGAUCAUCGACUUCCAAACUCUCAAAGGAAAAACAAUCGAGAGACAAUGGCAGAUGAAGGGUUCUUUGACUUGCUGAGUCGAUUCCAGAGUAACAGGAUGGAUGAUCAGCGAUGCUUCUUCCAGGAGAAGAACAGAUUCUCAACUGCUUCAGUAGCCACAUCCUCUACUCCACCUAAAACAAUGAGAAAAUCCUUUUCCACUUCUGUGGUCUCACCCCACACCGAUGAAUUUCUAGAUCUGCUUGCUAGCUCACAGAGCCGUCGCCUAGAUGACCAACGCGCUAGCUUUAGUAAUCUACCUGGACUUCGUCUUAAUCAACGGAACAGCCAGUCAGUCCUGGGUCACUUAAUGGCAAGCAACAACAGAGAACUGGAUGAUGACUUCUUUGAUAUACUGAUAAAAUGCCAGGGUUCUAGACUGGAUGAUCAAAGAUGUGCUCCUCCAUCAUCUGCAAAAGGACCGACUGUACCAGAUGAGGAUUUUUUCAGCCUCAUUUUACGAUCACAAGCUAAGAGAAUGGAUGAACAAAGAGUGCAUUUACCCUCGAGUAUAAAAGGACCAAAUUCUAGCUGAGAAAAGUAAUAGGCUGGCUCUGUACAGUAACAUUUUAUCUAUCAUUUUUGUUUGCUGGGAAAAAAAAACAUGCCUUUAAAAAAAAAAAGAAAGCAAUUAGUAAUUUUGUGUCCUUUUUAAUUAUUUUUGUAUAAAUAGCAGCAUCAUCCUCACUGACCUGUAGUUAAAGGUAGAGCUGCUGCUCCUGUUUGUAGUUGGCAGCUACUUUUAGCAGUGUCUGUUGGAAUUACUGACUACUCUAUCUCCCUCUUAACUGUCUGUAAUCUUUUACCAUUAAUAUGAACUUUCUUCUCCAUCAAGGUACUCCUGUUACAGAUGUGUGGACUCUACUGGUAUCUGUCUAGUGUAAGAUCUAAGUUUAUAUAUUCUUUUUAAGGAAAACUUGAUUUUUUCCCCUCUAAUUUGUACUUCCCUGGAAAAGGUCCUGUUUUCUUUUAUACUUUUUUUAAAAAUAAAAAUAAUUGAGAAAUAAAUAGCCUCAGUACUUACUCA